Molecule: messenger RNA, 873 nt
Organism: Astyanax mexicanus (Mexican tetra)
Lineage: Eukaryota; Metazoa; Chordata; Actinopteri; Characiformes; Acestrorhamphidae
Exons: 6
Coding region: 1-873 (290 amino acids)
Source: RefSeq, a predicted model, not a curated record
AUGGCUGCUGCAGCUGUUUUCGCACAGUUGAUCGUUGCUCUGUCCAUCCUCUUCUCAACCGCAGGAUCCAGUGAUCCAGUGUUCAGAGUGGUUGGAGAUUCUCUUAAGCUGGAGAUAAAGGGAUCUGUAUCAGAGUUUGUUGACUUUACCUGGACGUUUAACGCAACUGUUAAUGUUCAAAAAUAUUAUAAAGAAUUGAAACAUAUUCAACUUGGCCCCUGUUAUAAAGACAGAGCGAAGUUUAACAAUAAAACCUGCAGUCUGAUCCUGAAGAAUCUAAAGAAGAAUGAUAGUGGACUGUAUGAGGUUAAAGCAUCCAGUGCAGCACAUAUAACUACUGCUAUGUACAGACUCUCUGUUUUAGAUCCAGUGGAGCCUCCAGUUCUGACUGUCUAUAACACCACUGACCCCUGUAACAUCACCCUCACCUGCAGAGGUCACGACCUCUCUAUCAACUCCACCUGUUAUAAAAAGACCUGUGAGGAGAAGGAAGUGACAUCAUCUGGAGGCGUCGCCCUUUCCCUGUCAGUGCGGGACGGCGCCAUCAUCUGUAACUGUAGCAACCCAGCUAGCUGGAAGCAGGAGAAUAAAACAUUUACACACAUCUUUGCUUAUACAGAUGCAGAACAGCGUGAUAACCCCCUCUACGCAGGAGUGGAGACCAGUGAUCAGCCAUCAUCACCUGAAACAAUGUUGAAGAAGGAUUCUGCUGUGUACAGCACUGUAAUCUCCCAGCAUCCCAGUAAUAAAGAAAAAAGACACAUCACUGAAAUCAAGAUCUGCAGCUUGAUGAUGAUGCUCAACUCUAAAGGCUCUAUAGGCUUCAGGAGGUCAGGGGAAGAUGGAGCCUCACCAGGAGAUUCUCUCCUUUAA